AUGGCUGCACCUGGGCCACUCCUACCCUACAACAUCACCUUAGACAGGGUGCAGGUGAGGGACCUUCCUUUGCUUCAUAUCCCACUUCCAUUUGAAGCAGGAAAGAAAACUUGGAAUCACCGAAUCCGUCAAGUUCGGUCCUCUGCAGGGAAAGAUCUGUCCCCAAUUGCCCGAAAGUUGCGGAUUCUAGAGAGAGAAAGUGGGUGUCAGUAG
Molecule: messenger RNA, 213 nt
Organism: Sphenostylis stenocarpa
Lineage: Eukaryota; Viridiplantae; Streptophyta; Magnoliopsida; Fabales; Fabaceae
Source: the annotation of a GenBank genome assembly